GCUAAACGCGUGUUCACAUGAGCGUAAUGGACGGAGGCGUGGGAUAUCCAUCUCCCUUGUCAACCUUUCAUCUUCGUCUCUUUCCAUCGAUCAACUUCUCAUCCCGAUUCUUCCAACAUGUCAGAAAAGCCCAGGAGCAUACGAGCGCUGUUUCUAGAAGCCGAGCACUCGCGCAAAGAUCUCUCCAACAGUUACGAUUCGAACAGUUCAUCCUUCCAGGAAAAGCUUCGCAACACCAUUGCCACCUACGAGGAAUGUCUUCAGCUUUCCGAACAGGCCUCACUUUUCAGUCCGAACGAGACGCUCGAUGACAUCUCAUCUACCGAUUUACAGUAUAUGGCUGUAUCUUACCAUAUAGCCGAUCUCAAACAGAAGAUCACCGGAGAUGUAGCUUCAAGAAAAGAGAAUAUACUCCAGGCACGGGGUCUCUACGAGCGAUUCCUCAAGCUUCUGGACUCAUAUGAUAUUCUUGGCAAAAGCGACGCCCGACUUCUCGAAACUUAUCUUGACGAUAGGAACUCCUUCUCCACAGCAAGCACCAAAGAUGCUUCCGCUAGAAGAGAUGCGAAAAUCGCCAGAUUCCGCGAGGAAAAAGAACUGAAGAAAAAGCUAGAGUACCUACAGCAGAACCCAAAGCUUGCAGAAAGUGACGAGCAAGUCGUGAGGGAGCUGAACCUGACGAACUUAGCAUUCAUGGUUUUCCAAACUUUCCAAUCUCUGGAAUCCAUCGGACAAGAGCUGCACAUUAUUUCCCUGGCCCCACCUGCACCGCCACCAUCUCAAGGACCUGCACAAGACUCUCGAGAGGAUGGUAGGGUUAGUGACGGUUAUUCUGAGCGACUCGACGGUCAUAAGCCCGGUUUGAGAUAUACUGGACCUAUUCUUAGCAGGGAUGGAAAGCCUAUGAGACCGUUUACACUACUCGACAACCGCUCCAGACUUCAACAGGGCGUGUUCAGACCCGACCACAGUCUGCCUACGAUGACCAUCGACGAGUACCUCGAGGAGGAGAAGCGAAGAGGUGGAAUCAUUGAAGGCGGGGGUGAGCAAUCAGGCAUCCGACCAGAACCUGACGAGGAUGACCUCGUGAAGGCGGACGAGGAAACGAUGAAAGCACGUGCAUGGGACGAGUUCAAGGAAGAUAACCCCAAGGGCUCAGGAAACACGAUCAAUCGUGGAUAGACAUUUUUAUAGACGAAAGAAAAUCUAAGAUACCCCCUCACAAUUCUUCAUCUCAUUCGGGUCACCCA
Molecule: messenger RNA, 1250 nt
Organism: Aaosphaeria arxii CBS 175.79
Lineage: Eukaryota; Fungi; Ascomycota; Dothideomycetes; Pleosporales
Product: TAP42-like protein
Exons: 3
Coding region: 118-1182 (354 amino acids)
Biological process (GO): regulation of signal transduction; regulation of dephosphorylation
Cellular component (GO): cytosol
Molecular function (GO): protein phosphatase 2A binding
Source: RefSeq, a predicted model, not a curated record